AUGCUACCCAAGCGCUGCUCCCCCUCGCUGCUGCGGACGCCGCUCGCGCGCGCCAAGAGCACGGCCAAGCCGCGCACGGCGCCCGUGCUGAGCACCAUGCUGCCGCGCGGCACGUUCGACGGCAAGGUGGCGCUGGUCACGGGCGGCGGCACGGGGCUGGGCAAGGGCAUCGCCACCAAGCUGUCGGACCUGGGCGCCACCGUGGCCAUCAUGAGCCGCAAGCGCGGCGUCGUGGAGGUGGCGGCCAAGGAGAUCCAGGCGCUCACGGGCAACAGCGUGAUCCCGCUCACGGGCGACGUGCGCGACGCCGAGCAGGUCAAGCAGGCGCUGGACGAGCUGGACGAGCUCGCGGGCGUGCCCACGGUCGUGGUCAACAACGCGGCGGGCAACUUCAUCUCGCCCUUCGAGCGGCUCAACGCCAAGGGCUUCGGUACCAUCGUGGACAUCGUGCUCAAGGGCACGGCCAACGUGACGCUGGACGCGGGCAAGCGCAUGAUCCAGCACGAAAAGGGCGGCGUCUUCCUCAACAUCACCACCACGUACGCCGAGACGGGCUCGGGCUACGUCGUGCCCUCCGCUGCGGCCAAGGCUGGCGUCAGCUACGGCAUCCGCUUCGUGGGCAUCGCGCCGGGUCCGAUCAAGACCAAGGGCGCGUUCGACCGCCUGGACCCCUCGGGCGCCUUCGAGGAGGUCAUGCUGCAGAACAACCCGCUCAAGCGCUUCGGCGAGGUGGACGAGCUGGCCAACCUGGCGUCCUACAUGACGAGCGACUACGCCAGCUGGCUCAACGGCGAGAUCAUCCGCUUCGACGGCGGUGAGACGGUCUCGAACGCCGGCGAGUUCAACAUGUUUGGCUCCGUGUCCAAGGAGAAGUGGGACGACCUGGAGGCCACCAUCCGCGAUUCCAACGCCAAGAGCAAGAAGUAG
This is a messenger RNA of Phytophthora sojae, 927 nucleotides long. RefSeq lists its product as hypothetical. The record is from RefSeq and is a predicted model, not a curated record. The transcript is spliced from 2 exons. Gene Ontology annotation, molecular function: 2,4-dienoyl-CoA reductase (NADPH) activity. NCBI's taxonomy places the organism in Eukaryota, Oomycota, Peronosporomycetes, Peronosporales, Peronosporaceae. Gene Ontology annotation, cellular component: mitochondrion. Bases 1 to 927 code for a protein of 308 amino acids. Gene Ontology annotation, biological process: fatty acid beta-oxidation.